Molecule: messenger RNA, 2991 nt
Organism: Arachis stenosperma
Lineage: Eukaryota; Viridiplantae; Streptophyta; Magnoliopsida; Fabales; Fabaceae
Product: vacuolar protein-sorting-associated protein 33 homolog
Exons: 26
Coding region: 951-2744 (597 amino acids)
Biological process (GO): vesicle-mediated transport; intracellular protein transport
Cellular component (GO): vacuole; CORVET complex
Source: RefSeq, a predicted model, not a curated record
GUUCCCUAACCCCCUUCCUUCUAGUCUCCAGCCUCCACAACGCGAAGCAGCAGUCCAGAGUCCAGAUUCUCUCAACCUCAUCGAAGCCGCUGGCGCAUGUCCGUCCAGCCACCGCCACCGUCCCAACUUCGAGCUUCGAAGGCAACGGCGCAACGUUCGUCCAGCCACCGCCGUUUGAGCUUCGAAAAUCGAAGCCACCGUCGCCGGUCUCACCUCUUGCCUCCGUCGUGCAGUCACUUCCCGCCGAUGGCAGCUCUAUUCCACACGACCACGUCGGCCACCUUCCCCGAAUCAAGAAUCAUUCGUGCAUCGUGCACCCCCAUUAGCCUCUUCUGAAGAAAAUCAAAGAGAACCCUAGCCCUAGGAUCCUUGCCGCCGCCGUCCCCAGGUUCUCGGCGCCUCCACUUCUUCUUCUUCUCGCUGUUCGGAACCCAGGUAGCUUGGUUCGUCAUCCCCAUCUUCCCUGUCUUCUCUGUUCGUGGCUUGGAGCAGCUCGCCGUUGGGUCGCCGCUUGCUGUCGCCUUGCCUAUUGUCGUCGUCUCGUCGGUUUCCAUCCGUGUCUCCGUCGAAGGUUCAGUAUUGGCUUCAACUUUCAAAUAGGAAUUGGGAGCUGGUGAAGAUAAUAACAUCUUCUGGAACUGAGUCUGUUGUUUCACUGCCUGAUAGAAAAUUGAACCACCGGUUAGACCGGUUGAACCAAUAAACCAGUGAACCAGUAACUAAAACGGUUUGAUGACCGGUCCGAUUUUCAGAACCUUGGUGUGGACCAUGUUAAAAUCAGAAAACUCAGGUCUAAAAACACAUAAAUUAAAGUUGAAGGGAUUCUCAGUUCAGGCUAAAGUAGCUUAGUGUUGAGUAGCGUUAUCAGUGAUUGAUCUGCGGGUGUACGUUAGCGUAAGAUGCGCUUCGAUUGAAACUCUCUUUGAACCGCUAAUUUCAUUCCAAUUACAAUGGCUCAGAUUCCCAACCUGGACAAUGCCCCCAUCAAUCUCAUUUCAAUCAGGGAACAAUCCCAAAAGGAGCUCAUCAACAUCCUCAAGAACAUUCGAGGGAAGAAGUGUUUGGUUAUCGAUCCGAAGCUAGGGGACUCUCUCUCUCUCAUCAUACAGACAUCGUUACUCAAGGAGCAUGGAGUUGAAUUACGGCAUCUUUCAGCUGACCACAUUCAAACUGACUGCACCAAAGUGGUCUACCUCGUGCGAUCUCAGCCUAAUUUGAUGCGACAUAUAUGUUCUAAUAUUCACCAUGACGAAUCGAAAGGACUACAAAGAGAAUAUCAUGUUUAUUUUGUUCCCCGCCGCACUGUUGUUUGUGAGAAAGUUCUUGAGGAAGAGAAAUUACAUAACAUGGUUACAAUCGGGGAGUAUCCCUUGUAUAUUGUACCAAUGGAUGAGGAUGUACUAUCAUUUGAGCUUGACCUUGCUUACGAAGAGUGCCAAGUUGAUGGUGAUACAAGCUCGCUUUGGCAUAUCGCAAAAGCAAUUCACAAACUUGAGUUCUCUUUUGGAGUGAUACCAAAUCUGAGGGCAAAAGGAAAAGCAUCUGUGCGUGUUGCAGACAUCCUUAACCGAAUGCAGGCUGAGGAACCAGUCAACUCAUCUGACAUGGUUAUGCCAGAGAUAAACACACUAAUCCUUUUAGAUAGAGAGGUGGAUAUGGUUACUCCUUUGUGUUCUCAAUUAACAUAUGAAGGAUUACUUGAUGAGUUUUUGAAUAUCAAGAAUGGUUCUAUAGAGCUUGAUGCGUCUAUUAUGGGACUUCAGCAAGAGGGGAAAAAAACUAAAGUUCCACUUAAUUCAACUGACAAGCUCUUCAAGGAGAUACGGGAUCUCAACUUUGAAGUUGUUGUCCAGAUUUUGCGUCAAAAAGCUACAUCCAUGAAGCAAGACUACACUGAGAUGACGACUACUUCACAAUCAGUUUCCGAGUUGAAGGACUUCGUGAAAAAGCUGAACUCAUUGCCAGAAAUCACUAGACACAUAAAUCUCGCUCAGCAUCUGACAACAUUCACAUCAAAGCCUUCAUUUCUGGGGCAGCUUGAUAUGGAACAUACAAUUGUUGAGUCUCAGAGUUAUGACAUAUGCUUUGACUAUAUUGAAGAGUUGAUCCACAAGCAGGAGCCUUUGACGACGGUCCUGCGCCUUCUAAUCCUAUUUUCCGUUACUAAUUCUGGGUUGCCAAAGAAGCAUUUUGACUACUUAAGGAGAGAACUACUACAUAGCUAUGGAUUUGAGCACAUAACAACCCUAAAUAAUUUAGAGAAAGCUGGGCUCUUUAAAAAGCAGGAGUCAAGGAGCAAUUGGCUUACCAUAAAACGUGCUCUGCAGCUUGUGGUUGAAGACACUGAUACAGCCAACCCCAAUGAUAUCUCUUAUGUCUUCUCUGGAUAUGCACCACUUAGCAUUCGUCUGAUCCAGCAUGCCAUUCGAUCUGGAUGGCGUCCUGUUGAAGAAAUUUUGAAGCUGCUACCUGGACCUCACCUGGAAACAAAGAGGGGUGCAUUCUCAAAUAGCCCAUCAUUUGACUCUUUAUCAGGGGUUUCAACCGGCAUAGCCAAAGUACCUGAUGGGAGGCGUGCCCUGGUGCUUGUUGUCUUUGUUGGAGGUGUUACCUUUGCAGAGAUUUCUGCUCUUCGGUUUCUCUGUUCUCAGGAAGGCAUGGCAUAUGAUUUAAUCAUCGCAACGACAAAAAUAGUCAAUGGACAAACCUUGGUUGAGACAUUUAUGGAGAAGCUAGGGGGGUGAGAUUAUGUUUGAUGAUGCCAAAUGAAAGCUAUAUGCAGCCUAAUCGAGUUCUUCUAGAGUGAUGCUUAACCAAUGUUUAUUGAUGUUGUAAAAUAAGUGAGGCCUGGAAUAUGAGAGUUGUUUUUAUUUAGUUCUACUAUCGUAUAUUUGCCUACUCUUAUCUGGUUCUUUAAUAGAAUCUUGGUGCCUCUUCCAUGGCUUAAGAUUUCUAGAGAUAGUAAAGUGUGAUGAAUUGUUAAUUUAACUA